Messenger RNA from Stereum hirsutum FP-91666 SS1, 1260 nucleotides. RefSeq lists its product as uncharacterized. NCBI's taxonomy places the organism in Eukaryota, Fungi, Basidiomycota, Agaricomycetes, Russulales, Stereaceae. The record is from RefSeq and is a predicted model, not a curated record. The coding region runs from base 1 to 1260 and encodes 419 amino acids. The transcript is spliced from 3 exons.
AUGCAGUCCCCAUUUCCUUUCGACCAGAUCAAUAACGAUCCUAGACUGCAGGCGCUAUGGAACGAUCCCGAUGUUGUAAUAUAUACCAAGGAUCAGCACUUCGGCCUCGUGGAAAAUGAUAGGGUCCUCAGCAAGACAUUCCCUGGAGCCGAGCGAUUUCUCUACCCUUUCACUAGUCGAGUAAUCUCCGAUAUCUGCCAAUCGUCGUAUCACAACGAAGAUCCCGACUCAAUUCGCCUCGAAUGUCACAACCAGGCGUCUUUUGCACGUCACGAUCAGGAGCGCGACAAGGAGACGGACACCGAACGCAUCCCCGACGGCGCCGUGUUUGCCUUCAACCGCAAAACGGGUGAGCUUAUUCUACUCUUCUGGGUUGAGGCGAAACGUCUAGUUUCGCCGGAUUGGGACCAUGCGCUCGCGAUUUCGGAAGCCAUCGAAACUGUGCAAUCGUCCAUUCCACAGCUACGGGACCAGGCUGCUCACGCCUUCCGCUAUUACCCUAAUAUCUCCGGCACGUACAAUGCUUUCCUUCAUGCCGGGCCCUUCUGGACGCACUUCGAAUUCUCGCAAGGGAUGGAAUUGAUGGCUACUAGUAUGAUCAACCAGUAUGUGUCCCAAGGAAGUACGACGAUCGAUACUCAGGAGGACUCGGAUGACUCCCGUCCCCGAAAACGGGCUAGGAAGGAACCUCUAAAGCGUACGACUUUUGAUCUUGUUUUCCCUAAGGUCACCUUCUGCAAUGUGCGUAUCGUGGACUCUGAGAGGAAAGAGUACAACCCACUCUUUCUCAAAGUCAUCAACGAUGUUUUGUCCGAGAAUGGGUUCUCUUUUCAGCCUUGCUGGUUAACCCCUUCGAAACGUUCGCCUCGUGACGAGAAGAGGUUCCACGGCCCCGUCCUAGUGACCGCGUCUAACGUCAAGGGUAUACUCCGGGAUGCUUAUAUGAAACAGGUGGAGUUAGGGAUUGGGCGCGCGUUGAAGGUUGCAGAGGGUCGUGAUACUAGCGGGACGUACCAUGGCCGGUCGACCCGUGCGCCUAGUGGGUCGAGUGAACGAUCCGACCACCCUCGUACUCGGAGUCGCUCACGGCACAGCGCGAGUUCGGAUACCGAAGCGCAGGACGGCGAAGCUCCUGGAGCGGGUACCAGCGAAUCCGAAGGACUCGGCGAUUAUCCUCCCGCGAGCGUGUUCGAAGGCUCGUCUGAUGGAGCCAGCGGCUCCGGCACAGAAGACGACGAGAACGAAACGGACGACAAUUAG